AUGGCCGAGUACUCGGUCUACCCCAGGGGAACCGGCCAAUCCUUUUUUCCACGACACAAUCAGAACACACGAAACCUUCCCACUCGCGCGCGAUCCCCCACAACUAGCGCCCGCAUCCCUUUCAAUAACCCCGAUACCCCUUCGCCAGCUCGAUCUCCUGGGCGCCAAUCGUCUCCGCAGCAAUUCGGUAUGUUCAACCAGGGCCAUGGGCACCAGGGCCACAACGUUAUGAUGAACGGGCGGACAGGGCAGCAAAACUAUGCUGCCAUGCAAAUGGGCCUUGGCAAGCCCUUUCAGCACAAUCAGCACCACCAGCAUCAGCAUCAACAUCACCAGCAACAUCAAGAUCUUACUGGGAACAGCCAUGUUGGACAAUACAAUCACCAGCACAACAUCUCGAGCGGGGGCAUGUCCAAUGUUCAGCCCCACUUCACCCCCGGUCACCUCCACAAUGGUACCCCGAACAGCGUUCACAGCGGUCUCAGCAAGCCACAAACUGAGCACUGGCAAGAGCAAUUGAAGCUGCACCAAACAGCGCGUGAAAUGACACAGGCCCACUCGCAUGCCAGGAUCCACCCGAGUGUCAGCAAGAGCGUCGUAGCUGGAACAACCAAUGGGAUGCAGAAAGAGGCGGAUAAGGAGGAGCGCAAUAGACCUGCUGCUCAGCGAGCAGAGGACGCAAAAGACCAGCAUAUAUGGACCAUCCUCGACUUUGGGGGCCAGAACCUCAAAGUUAUCACCCCCGCGCUAUUCGCCUACACCUUUCUGACCAAGCUCUACCUCAAUUCGAACAAGCUUACUUAUGUUCACCAAAAGAUUGGACAAUUACGGAACCUUACACACCUCGACCUGUCACUCAACAACCUGCAAUACCUACCCCCAGAGAUUGGCAUGCUUGUAAAUUUGAAGCAGCUGUUGCUAUUCGACAACCACAUCGAGAAUUUGCCGUAUGAAUUGGGAUCUUUGUAUCAAUUGGAGAUGCUUGGUAUUGAGGGCAACCCAAUUCCGGAUGAUCUGAAGCAGAUUAUCAUGGAGCAGGGUACCGGGGAACUCAUCAAGCACUUCCGCGAAAAUGCACCCGGACCAGAGGCACCACCCGAGCGAGACUGGAUUGUCCUCGACGAGAUCCAGGAUACCUCUCAAGAAACUGUGAGUGCGCUGAGCUACAAUAUUCUGUGCGACAAGUACUGCACGCAAUCACAAUACGGUUACACGCCCAGUUCGGCGCUUGCAUGGGAAAGCCGCAGGGAACUCAUCUUGGCCGAACUGCGAGAGCGCGAUGCGGACAUUGUAUGCUUGCAGGAGAUUGACCAGGAGAGCUUCAAUGAAUUUUUCCGAGCAGCGCUUGCGCAUAAUGACUAUAAGGGAGUCUUUUGGCCAAAGUCCAGAGCACGCACUAUGGCCGAGAGGGAAGCUAAGCUUGUUGAUGGCUGUGCCAUCUUCUACAAGAAUAGCAAAUACAUCCUGCUUGACAAGCAACUGAUCGAUUUCGCCAACACGGCCAUCAACAGACCAGACAUGAAGGGUGAGCACGACAUUUUCAACCGUGUCAUGCCACGAGACGACAUUGGAGUGCUCGCAUUCCUCGAAAAUCGUGCUACUGGUUCAAGAUUCAUUGUUGGAAAUGUACACGUGUUCUGGAACCCUGCAUUCCAAGACGUCAAGCUCGUGCAAGUUGCCAUUUUGAUGGAGGGAAUCACCAAGUUCGCGACACAAUGGACGAAGCACCCACCUUGCACAAACAAGGUGGUGUACCAGUUUACCAAUGGUGACAAUGACGAAGCGGAGCCAGAUCCGACCCAAGAGCCAGGACCAUCCAAGGUGUAUACCGACCCCGCCGACAUCCCAGUAUUGCUGUGUGGUGACUUCAAUUCACUGCCAUCUUCUGGUGUCUACGACCUCAUUACCAAUGGCAACAUUUCGAAUGUGCACGCUGAUUUGGGAAGCCGGAAGUAUGGUAACUUCACACGAGACGGAAUAUCCCAUCCCUUCAGCCUCAAGUCUAGCUACGCAUCCAUUGGCGAGCUGGCGUUUACAAACUAUGUUCCACACUUCCAAGGAGUAUUGGAUUACAUUUGGUACUCGACCAACACCCUGCAAGUGGUUGGCCUGCUUGGCGACAUCGACAAGGGCUACCUUCAGCGGGUGCCAGGCUUCCCGAACUACCACUUUCCCAGUGACCACGUGGCUCUGUACGCACAAUACAUUGUCAAGAGCCGGAAAGAGGCAAAGAAGGUGUCUGAAGUUGACUUUGGGCCGAGUCGAGAUCGGAGGAAUUGA
Bipolaris victoriae FI3 is the source of this 2280-nucleotide messenger RNA. RefSeq lists its product as hypothetical. Lineage: Eukaryota; Fungi; Ascomycota; Dothideomycetes; Pleosporales; Pleosporaceae. Gene Ontology annotation, molecular function: protein binding; poly(A)-specific ribonuclease activity. Gene Ontology annotation, biological process: nuclear-transcribed mRNA poly(A) tail shortening. The record is from RefSeq and is a predicted model, not a curated record. Bases 1 to 2280 code for a protein of 759 amino acids. Gene Ontology annotation, cellular component: cytoplasm; CCR4-NOT complex; nucleus. The transcript is spliced from 2 exons.